AUGUGGACAGCUUUUCAGCAGCAUCCCCUCAGCUACAACACUGGCAUCAGCGCGUGCGGGAAGGUCAGCUACAGCGCUGUGAUCAGCGCGUGCGAGAAGGGCGAGCAGUGGCGGCUGGCUCUGGCGCUGCUCAGCAAGAUGUGCGAGUCGAAGCUGGAGCCCGACGUCAUCUCUUAA
Messenger RNA from Prorocentrum cordatum, 177 nucleotides. The record is from the annotation of a GenBank genome assembly. Lineage: Eukaryota; Dinophyceae; Prorocentrales; Prorocentraceae.